This is a messenger RNA of Trichoderma asperellum CBS 433.97, 894 nucleotides long. RefSeq lists its product as uncharacterized. Lineage: Eukaryota; Fungi; Ascomycota; Sordariomycetes; Hypocreales; Hypocreaceae. The record is from RefSeq and is a predicted model, not a curated record. Gene Ontology annotation, cellular component: nucleus; NuA4 histone acetyltransferase complex. Gene Ontology annotation, biological process: regulation of transcription by RNA polymerase II.
AUGCCUCCAAAGAAGCGCUCGCGCCUGCAGGUGUCCUCAACGCCAACCACCAUCAGAGAAGACAGCGCCAUGGACGUUGAUACGCCUCGAUUAAGCGCGACACCGGGAUUUCUAUCCUCGGCAUUCAAGCCAAUAAUACCCGUGACCCCAUAUGACAACCUCUGGACCGAUGACCAGAUAUCCUCGCUGUUCAAAGGCGUCAUUCGCUGGAAACCUGCUGGAAUGCACAAGCACUUUCGCAUGAUUGCAAUCUCAGAACACCUGCGCAACCACGGCAUCGAUCCCGACAUCCACCGACACACGCGCAUCCCCUACAUCUGGGAAAAGCUUCGCACCUACUACGACCUCGACCUGAUCGACGAGCGGGAAAACUUUGACGACGACGAGGCCGAGGACAAGUAUAUCGAGUUCUCGCUGCCGUUCCACGAAUUCGGCGAAUUGAUGCUGCAGCGGGCCAUCGCCGACCCCAGCGAAGCGCCCACGUCGCCUCGCCAGCUGGAGCUUUCGCCCCCGCCGUCCUCUUCCAUUCCGCAGAAGCGCUCUCGAGCUGGUACUGCAUCGAAGACGAGAGGCGUAUCUGUCGAGAAUACUGAGAGUGUUGCUGCGUCUUCCUCUGCGCCGUCACCAGCAGCAACAGCAGCAAAGCCCGCAAAGGGCACGCGAGGCCGCAAAAGAGCGACGAGUCAGCCCAAGGUGGAAAUAGAAAAGGUGGUGGAAAAUUCUGAAGAUGAAGAGGAGGAGUCCGAGGAGGAAGAAGAGUCUGGCUCAGAAGAGAGUGAUAGCGGAAGCGCAGAGAGCGGAACUCCCGCGCCGAAACAGGCGAGGGGAGGCCCGGGGAGAGGUCGUGGAAGAGGUCGCGGACGAGGCAGAAGAGGGAGAGGAAGGGGAGGUUGA